AUGAGACUGUGCUGCAGACUGGCCUGCUGCCUGAGUCUGUGCUGUAGACUGGCCUGCUGCCUGAGUCUUCUGUGCUCCAGACUGUGCUGCAGACUGGCCUGCUGCCUGAGUCUGUGCUCCAGACUGUGCUGCAGACUGGCCUGCUGCCUGAGUCUGUGUUCCAGACUGUGCUGCAGACUGGCCUGCUGCCUGAGUCUGUGUUCCAGACUGUGCUGCAGACUGGCCUGCUGCCUGAGUCUGUGCUGUAGACUGGCCUGCUGCCUGAGUCUACUGUGCUGCAGACUGGCCUGCUGCCUGAGUCUGUGCUCCAGACUGUGCUGCAGACGAGCCUGCUGCCUGAGUCUGUGUUCCAGACUGUGCUGCAGACUGGCCUGCUGCCUGAGUCUGUGUUCCAGACUGUGCUGCAGACUGGCCUGCUGCCUGAGUCUGUGCUCCAGUCUGUGCUCCAGUCUGGCCUACUGCCUGAGUCUGUGCUCCAGUCUGGCCUGCUGCCUGAGUCUGUGCUCCAGUCUGUGCUCCAGUCUGGCCUGCUGCCUGAGUCUGUGCUCCAGUCUGUGCUCCAGUCUGGCCUACUGCCUGAGUCUGUGCUCCAGUCUGGCCUGCUGCCUGAGUCUGUGCUCCAGUCUGUGCUCCAGACUGGCCUGCUGCCUGAGUCUGUGCUCCAGUCUGUGCUCCAGACUGGCCUGCUGCCUGAGUCUGUGCUCCAGUCUGUGCUGCAGUCUGGCCUACUGCCUGAGUCUGUGCUCCAGUCUGUGCUCCAGUCUGGCCUACUGCCUGAGUCUGUGCUCCAGUCUGGCUUGCUGCCUGAGUCUGUGCUGUAGACUGGCCUGCUGCCUGAGUCUGUGCUCCAGUCUGUGCUGCAGUCUGGCCUGCUGCCUGAGUCUGUGA
Molecule: messenger RNA, 888 nt
Organism: Anguilla anguilla (European eel)
Lineage: Eukaryota; Metazoa; Chordata; Actinopteri; Anguilliformes; Anguillidae
Product: keratin-associated protein 4-6-like
Exons: 4
Coding region: 1-888 (295 amino acids)
Source: RefSeq, a predicted model, not a curated record